Messenger RNA from Ustilaginoidea virens, 996 nucleotides. RefSeq lists its product as uncharacterized. Bases 1 to 996 code for a protein of 331 amino acids. The record is from RefSeq and is a predicted model, not a curated record. The transcript is spliced from 3 exons. Lineage: Eukaryota; Fungi; Ascomycota; Sordariomycetes; Hypocreales; Clavicipitaceae. Gene Ontology annotation, molecular function: zinc ion binding; carbonate dehydratase activity.
AUGUUUCUGGGCUGGACCCUUGGUGUGCUUCUUGCUGCGCCGGUCGCACGCGUUGAAGCGUCGUGCGGCUACGGAACGAUAUUGCAGCCUCGGGAGGAUGGAGCCGUCAAAGUCAACAAGUUUGGCUACUUUGGCGCCACGGGCCCCGCAAGCUGGAAAGCGCUGGACCCCGCGGCCAACAGCCUCUGCGAGACGGGCCAGUUCCAGUCGCCCGUCAACCUGAUCCAAGGGCAGUACACCGUCGUCCCCGGCGCCGACGUGCAGCUCGACAUCCCCGACCUGCCCGAGGGCGCCGAGUUUGAGAAUCUCGGCACGACCGUCGAGGUCAUUGCCACCGGAGGCAACAUGUCCUUCGGCGGCGUCGACUACUCCCUCAGGCAGUUUCACUUCCACACCCCGAGCGAGCAUCUGGACAACGGCGUCAGCAUGGACAUGGAGAUGCACAUGGUCUGGCAGGCGCCCGGGGGGCAGGUAGCCGUCAUUGGCGUCUUUGUCGACCUCGUCGGCGGCGCGGCCACCUCGGCCCAGCAUGCCGGGCCCAAGUCUCGACGCGGUGUGAAGAGGGGCCAAGCCGAAGCCGCGGAGGAGAAGGAGGAGGAGCAUGGCAGCCGCGACAGCCGCGUUGCGCGAGACGACACUGGCUACUUCCAGAACUCUUCUCCCAGGACUGAUGCCACCUGGCAAUCCCCGCUUCUUCAAACGGUCUUCGACUCGGUGGGAUCUAUUUCUCGACCCGGGACCAAGACACAGACACGCCCGCUCGUCAUGUCGGAGUUGGUCAAGAUUUUGUCAUCCGGGACAUUUCAGACAUACCGAGGUUCGCUUACUACGCCUCCUUGCUCCGAGGGCGUCACAUGGCUGGUUUCCAACCAGAAACUCUCCAUCCCCGUGAGUACUUUCGCCAAGGCCAGAUCAGUCCUCGGAUACAACUCGAGGUUUCCGCAAAACAACCCUGGUCAGCCUAAUGUUCUGGUGGUCGGUCGCACGGGAGCAUAA